UUACAGGACAUGGCUGGGGAGCAGGGCCUGGCUGGAAUUUGAAUAGAACAAAAGAAAGCUCACUGAGCUCUUGAGUCUGAUGUCUGCAUAAACCAGAGACUGAUUCUGGAAACCCCAGGCACCCCUCCUGGCAAGAGGCUGGCAUUUCUGGGAUAGGACUAGGCAAAAACAGGAAGGUAAGAUUUCUUGGGUCUUUUCCCUGUUUGACAUCAGCAACCUGGCACCAAAGAACUUUACCUUCUUUCAUCUUUCCACCCCAUCCUUCCUCCCUGUCUCAUCUCCCUGGGAAAAGCAGCCCCUACUUCAUCAUCCCCAAGGUACCCCAGUACCAAAAAGGGCCUUGUCCUGGCUUCUCACUCUGGAUGUAACUGUUCCAGCCAAGACUCAUCCUCAGCCAGAAGGACUUGCUUUAGGGACCCAUUCUCAUCAAUUUCUCCUGAUAAGACAGGCAGGCUAGGACAGGAAGUAUAUAGAGGGGAAGAUGAAGGCAAGUUGGUGCUGGCCUGCCCUCUGCUCCCACCCCACCCAAAAUUCCCCUAUCAGAAUUUGUGUGUGUUCAUAUGAUUGUGUGACUGGAUGAUUGUGAAGACACAACUGUGUGGGAGUGGGACUUUGAGGCCAACUGGGGCUAUAUGAUUCUGUCCUUGGUUGUCUGAGCAUGUGAGGUUGACUGAGUGAGUGAGGUGUGACUAUGAAUGUGACUAUGGGUAUAUGAGUAUGAAUGUCCAUCAUUGGAUGCCACCAUGGAUCCUUAGCUGCCCUUACUUGGCCACUACGUCAUCAGCCUUCACAUCAUGCAGUACCCCUCUCUCCAGCUUCUCUGUCCAGGGCUUAGAAGCCAUGGGAAAUGGCAGCCCUAGAAGAGGAAGGGGUCUGUGGCAAUUAGGGCUCAGGAAUGUCACAGGAUGAGCAAUACAUCUUCACCUGCCUCUGACUCACCUGGUGCCCCAGGUAAAAGGCACCCAGAUAAAAGGUAGGGGAGGAGGAGAAGAGAGAAGUAUCCAAGCUGAGCAGCAUGAAGGGGCCCUCACCCACAAGCAGCCUCCUUCUGCUACUGCUGCUGCUGACCCCAGACCCUGGAGCAGCACUGCUACUGUCACCCAGCAUUACCUGCUGUACUCAGCUCUACCGCCAGCCACUCUCGAACAAGCUACUGAGGAAAGUCAUCCGGGUGGAACUGCAGGAAGCUGAUGGGGACUGUCACCUCCAGGCCUUCGUGCUUCACUUGUCUCGACGCAGUGUCUGCAUCCAUCCUCAGAACCGCAGCCUGGCUCGGUGGUUUGAGCGCCAAGGGAGGAGAUUCCAGGGUAUUCUGCCUAACCUGAAUUUGGAGCUGAUAGAGAAAAUGGACCAGGGGCCCUAAUAGCCAAAAUAAUAAAGCAUCAUUGGACAAUAGUCUCUGACUGUGGUCUCCAAGUUCU
Molecule: messenger RNA, 1421 nt
Organism: Panthera uncia (snow leopard)
Lineage: Eukaryota; Metazoa; Chordata; Mammalia; Carnivora; Felidae
Gene: CCL27
Product: C-C motif chemokine ligand 27
Exons: 3
Coding region: 1016-1363 (115 amino acids)
Biological process (GO): immune response; positive regulation of T cell chemotaxis
Cellular component (GO): extracellular region
Molecular function (GO): chemokine activity
Source: RefSeq, a predicted model, not a curated record